Phalacrocorax carbo (great cormorant) is the source of this 11021-nucleotide messenger RNA. The record is from RefSeq and is a predicted model, not a curated record. NCBI's taxonomy places the organism in Eukaryota, Metazoa, Chordata, Aves, Suliformes, Phalacrocoracidae.
AUGGAGGCCCGGCUCCUCCUCGGGGCGCUGCUGUGCGCCUGGCUGCCACCGGCCCUGUCUCCAUGGGGCGCCCGGGCGCAGCUCCCCGUCGGCGGGGACCUACCGCUGCCCAGCCGAGGCAGCGCCGCGGGACCUCGGAGAGGGGACGGCUUUGCCGCGGCGACGCCGGCGUCUGGAGUGGCACUUUCUAAUGCUUCAUCUACUGCGAUAUCCUUAUCUCAGAACAGGAGACUUCACAGUAUGAAAUGUGGACCAUCUAAUUUGUUUACAUGCUUUAAUGGAGGUGAGUGUGUCUACAGAGAGAUGUGUAACUGCAGCAGAUUUAAUGCAACUGGACCAAGAUGCCAAACAGUGUAUAAUACAGGUGCUGAAAGAGAUCAUAUAUGCAGAACAUGGGGUCAAUAUAAUUUUGAGACUUUUGAUGGACUCUAUUACUAUUUUUCUGGGAAAUCUACAUAUGCGCUUGUGAGACAUGCUGAACUAGGUGAACAGAGUUUUUCCAUACAGGUGAAUAAUGAUCCUGAGUGCCAUUCUUCUCCUUACUCUUGCAAAAGGUCCAUUAGCUUGUUCUUUUCUGGAGAUGAACAGAUAAAGAUGAGCAGUGAAGUGACCUAUAAAGGAUUUGGAGUACAGUUACCUUAUAUUAUUGGAAACCUCCACAUCCAGAAGCUAGCUGGAUACUUCCUAGUCAGGCACCAGUAUGCCUUUACUCUGGCUUGGGAUGGUAAGUCUGCAGUGUAUAUCAAAAUGGCACCAGAGUAUCUGGGCAAAACUCAUGGACUGUGUGGAAACAAUAAUGCUAUCCUGCAGGAUGACCUUGAAACUAGUUAUGGAAAACUGACAGAUGAUGUAACAGAAUUCGUAGAGAGCUGGCAGGAAAGUCCUCCAGAAGGAACACCCAAUUGGGAUAAAUCUCUUCUUAAUGAACCACCCUGUCUGACACAAAGCCAUGAAUCUCUACAGAGGGCAUACACUCUGUGUAAUAUCCUGUUACAUCCCCCAUUUGAACAAUGUCAUGAAUAUGUGAGUCCUGUUCCUUUUAUGGCAAGCUGCACUAAUGACCUUUGCAUGUCAGCAGUUGAUAAUGCAACUUGGUGUCGAGCAUUAACUGAAUAUGCCAGAGCAUGUGCCCAAGCAGGAAAGCCGCUUCAUGGAUGGCGAAUGGACUUUCAGCAGUGUGUGAUUACCUGUGCUGAACCCUUGACUUACAACGAAUGCAUCAACUGUUGCCCUGUUUCAUGUCAUCAACAGUCACAGUGCAUUGGCAGUGAGCUUCCCUGCAUUGAUGGAUGCUACUGUCCAGAUGGCUUAAUUUAUGAAAACGAAUUGUGUGUCAAGCCUAUGGACUGUCCUUGUGACUACCAUGGAAGCUUCUUUGAAAUGGGUUCAGUGGUUUAUGAGGAAUGUAAUAACUGCACUUGCAUUGGAGGAAAGUGGAUUUGUACAAAUCUAACGUGUCCAGCUGAAUGCUCAGUUUCAGGAGACAUUCAUUUCAUGACCUUUGAUGGGCGCAAAUACACUUUUCAAGCUACCUGCCAAUAUAUUCUAGCAAAAAGCCGUACAUCUGGAGCGUUUACUAUAUCCUUGCAAAAUGCUCCUUGUGGACAGAAUGAGGAUGGAUCAUGUAUCCAAUCAAUCAGCCUUAUUCUUAAGCAGGAUCCCAAGAGGCAAGUGACCCUGACUCAUUCAGGACAUGUUUUGGUAUAUGACCAAUACAAAAUUAACCUCCCUUAUGCAGAUGAGUUAUUUGAAAUACGGAAACUGUCCUCUGUAUUUCUUCAAGUAAAGACACACAUUGGAUUACAAAUACUCUAUGACAGAGAAGGACUGAGGCUUUACCUUCAAGCAGAUGGACGAUGGAAAGAUGAUACUGUGGGCCUUUGUGGAACCUUCAAUGGAAAUAUGGAGGAUGACUUUUUAUCUCCAGUUGGUGUAACUGAAAGCACUCCAGAGCUGUUUGGAAAUACAUGGAAAACUUCAUCAGCGUGCAUUCUUGUGCAUGAUGGUAUGCAAAUGGAUCCGUGUGAUAUUCAUCUGCAGGCAGCCUCUUAUGCAGCGGAAGCUUGUAGCAUCCUUACAAAAGAACUUUUUGCUCCAUGCUACCCCUAUUUGAGUCCCGUUCCCUACUUUGAGCAGUGCAGAAGAGAUACCUGCAAAUGUGGACAGAUUUGUUUUUGCUCUGCUCUGGCCCAUUAUGCUCAUCAUUGCAGAAGAUUUGGAGUCAUAAUAGAUUUCAGAGGAGGUGUCCCAGACUGUGCUCUUUCAUGUGAAGGUACAAAGGAGUACAGUACUUGUGUAUCUACCUGUGGCAGAACCUGCCAAGCACUGUCUGUGCCAGAGACAUGCAGCAGUGAUUGUGUUGAAGGUUGUGCUUGUCCCUCUGGAAUGUAUUUGAAUUCCAAGACUGAACAAUGUGUACAGAGAAAUGAAUGCCCAUGUUAUUUUCAAGGAAUUGACUAUCCCCCUGGAGAAAAUGUUAUGACAUCUUUGGGCAAAUGCCAUUGCAGGGAUGGAGUAAUGAAUUGUGAUAACAACAUAAUAGCACAUAGUUGCCCGCUUGGACAGAUUUAUAUUAACUGCAGUAAUCCAGAACUUGAUCCUGAACUCAGCAGAGAGAGAACUUGUGAGAAUCAGCUGCUAAACCUCACUUUCUCAGCACACCUUCCUUGUGUUUCAGGUUGUGUCUGCCCACCAGGUCUUGUUAAACAUGGGGAUGUGUGCUUGCAAGCAAAUGAAUGUCCCUGUUCGUGGAAAGGAAAGGAAUAUUUUCCAGGUGACAAAGUAAUUUCUUCUUGUCAUACAUGUGUUUGCCAACAUGGAUCAUUUCAAUGCACCUUCCAUCCUUGCCCAUCAAUGUGUACUGCGUAUGGGGAUCGGCAUUACAGAACAUUUGAUGGACUAACAUUUGACUUUGUUGGAACUUGUAAGGUGUACCUAGUUAAGGGUACUUCUUCAACCAGUUUUUCUAUUAUUUUAGAGAAUAUUAACUGCUUUAAUACUGGAAUAAUUUGCAGAAAAAACCUUUUCAUUACUAUUGGAAAAUCUUUAUUAAUAUUUGAUGAUGAAACUGGAAAUCCAAGCUUAUCUAGUUACAUAGAUGAACUACAAAAAAUACAGUUAUGGAAAGCUGGGUUUUUCUCUGUUGUUCAUUUUCCUGAUGAGCACAUCACCAUUCUUUGGGAUCAGAGAACAACAGUUCAUGUACAGAUGGGUCAUCAGUGGCAGGGUCAAUUGACUGGAUUAUGUGGAAAUUUUGAUCUGAAGACAGUAAAUGAACUGAGGACUCCAGAUAACUUUGAAUUAACAAACUCACAAGAGUUUGGAAACAGCUGGGCAGCUGUAGAGUGUGUUGACAGCUCUGACGUUCGAAAUCCAUGCAGUUUGAAUCCCCUUAGAGAGCCAUUUGCCAAGAAGGAAUGUGGAAUACUGUUAAGUGAAGCCUUUGAAGCUUGCCAUCCAGUGAUUGAUGUCACCUGGUUUUACUCAAACUGCUUGACAGAUACCUGUGGUUGUAACCAAGGAGGUGACUGUGAGUGUUUCUGUACAAGUGUUUCAGCAUAUGCCCAUCAGUGCUGCCAGCAUGGAGUUGCUGUAGACUGGAGGUCCCCUAGAGUGUGUCCUUAUGAUUGUGAAUAUUUCAACAAAGCUCUGGGAAAGGGCCCGUACAAACUGGUCAGCUAUUUGGAUGGAGAGUUUGUAAUGGCAGUUAAACUGAUGGAUGGUGUUGUUUUCCCAGUGAGAGAAGAUGAUGUUGUUCCUGGACAUACAGUGAGCUUUAUGCUGACUUCAGGACUUUAUCAACCCAAAGCUCAUGAUUCCAACUUGAUUUCAUUUGAAACAGCUGAAAGACCAAACUAUUUUCUUCAGUUGACCUCCAAUAAUACUCUUGUUCUUUCUAAAUGGGAAAAAAGUGAAGAGUUUCACAACAGAUCUACAUAUGUCAUUCACAAGAAUACAUGGAUUUCAGGAUACAGUUCCUUUGAGUCAUUUGCAAAACCAGGAUACUUCAUCCACGUUUCAGCCUCUUCAGUUGAGCUUUUGAAGUACCAUCAUUCAGAGGAGUUCAGACUGUCAACCCUCUUUAAAAUUGUAGAUGUCAAAUUUAGAUUUCUAUCCCAUUCUGCAUGUGAAUGGCAUUAUGAUGCCUGUACAAGCCCUUGUUUCAAGACAUGCAGGGACCCUUUGGGAAAAAUCUGUCAGACAGUACCAAAAGUGGAAGGUUGCGUCCCUGCCUGUCCUCUCAAUAUGUUGCUGGAUGAAAUCACUCAGAGAUGCGUGUAUUUUGAAGACUGCAUUGAACCCUCAGAUGAUAGUCCACCUUUGCCACCCAGCUUUCAAGCACCAGCAGUUUCACACAUAACAUCAAGUACAAGUUUGGCAGCGAUCAGUGAAGCGGUAACUUCAUUUUCUGUACCUGAAGCAAAAGACGUGGAAACAACACUUUCUGCAAAACUGCAACUCACUGCAACUACAGGGAAAACUGAAUUUUCAGCUGUUACAUCUAAUACAACACUUCCAACCAUAACUUUAUCCUCAACUAUUUCUUCACAGUCAACAGAAAUGACACCUGGGAGAAGCACUACAGCAGUUUUCUGGACAACAAAAUCUAAUGUAAGCUUGUCUUCUGUUGACAGUUCGCCAUUGUUUCCACCUACUGUCAGUUCAGAAACUUCCACAAAGAUACAACUAAUCAGUAGUGGUUCCACUAAACUAUUGAGGGCUACAGAACCUCUGACAGUAACUGCUACACAUGCAGUGACUACUAGCACAGAAUCAGAAAGCAAACCAAUUUCUACUUUUAUUUUUACUGGGACACCACUUAUACUUAGAACAACAGAAAUGCCAGUCAAAACUAAAGUAAUGGAAAUAUCAGAAAUAUCCACAAGAACACUUCCCACAGAAGAAGCACAGGUAAAACCAGAAGGACUUACAACAUCUACACCCAGUUCAUUUGAACCAAUAACAGAAAAAACGACUGCAUAUUUGCCCCAGUUUUCCACAUCAGCACCCCUGGGCAUGCCUUUCUAUACAGCACUGGUAAACCGAACAGGAACUUCAGAAAGGACAAAAAUAAGCACAGGACAGUCUUCUACCACAGUAUCUAAUGUUACAGCAACAUCAUUUUCUCCUGUGAUCAGUACUUUGUCUUCGUUAAAACCAGUGUCCUCCACAACAACAAAAGCAGCAAUUGUUUUAACUGAACAAAGUGUGAAGACUAGAUUUUCACCAACAUCCACACCACCUAUUUCACUGGGAAAGGCAAUUACAGAACUUCCUAUUGAAAUAGUUCAACACCUGACUGGUACUGCAGAGGUACCUUUCACUACAACUCUAGGUCCAAAGACAACCACUCUGCAAACUCAAGAGGGAUUAUCAGAAACAACUUUGUUAUCGUUUACAACUUAUAAAAAGAUAAGUCCCAAAACAACAUCUCGCGUGGAGCAUACAUCAAGGUCCUAUUUCCCUCCAUAUUCACUACAUCCUAGUUCUACAACUGAAAAAUCCCUUACUCUUUCUACAAAAAAACCUUCAGUGUCUGUUCCUACUCCUGCUUCUCCAGCUUCAGGUGAAUUAAAAAAAACAUUCAAAACUCUUUCAACGACAGGCUAUCCCUCAUACAUAGUUCUAAACACAACGGAGUUCCUGACUACCUUAUACACUAAAUAUCCCCUUGUGGCUGAGACUAUCAGAGUGACUCCUUUGUCUGUUGAGGUAACAUCCAAAAUAACAUCCCCUUUUGAAUUAGCAGCCAGGUCAACUCUGUUUUCUGGAAAAACAUCUGCUGGGUACAAGGCAACUCUGGUUUCAAGUACAGAGAAGACAAGCUCUUCAGCAUAUUCAAGUAGUGUUACCACAUCAGCAAUGAAAACCUCUAUCUCAUCAGAAGAAACCACCACAGUUCCUUUCAUAGCUACAGAGAGACAGUCAGCUCAAAGAACAUCCAUCACUGGAUCUCCACUUACUUUCCUUAGUGCAACUGAAACCACAUUGCUGACAACACAACCUGAUAAAUCACAAGUGGAAAGAAUUACUAGCAUCUCUACUAGAAAGCCAUCUGCUUUCCCUCCUUCACCAUCAAGUUCUCUAAUCUCUUUAAACAUUUCUUUUCCUUCGCUGCCCUCAUACGGAAAAGAAGUAUCACUGACAGCUCUCAGUCCUGUGCAUACAUCCCAUGAAACGAUCCCUCUAUAUCCAAUAACAAAGUCAUCUUACACUUUCUCCACCUCUCAGUAUCUAGCAGAUAAAUCGUUUUCUUCACCUUUGUUAGUGCAAAUUAUACCGGAAGUAACAACCACACCAAAAUAUCCAGUAGAAACUAGAAAAGUUUCUACAGCAUUGAAAUCUACAGUUCAAAGUAUAACAGAUACAGUAAAACUUACAGCAGCGACAGCUCAGCCAUCCUUUCCUCCAUCUUCAGAAGGCUCCUUCUCUUGGGAAACAUCUUCAGGAGAUAAAAUUUCAGUACAGACCACAAAGACCAUGGCUAUGCCACAUUUUUCUACUCAGAAGGCUAUGGAACCUGGUCAUCAGACUUCUGAGCCUUCAUUGACAAGCCAAAGCAGUACCCCAAUUUAUCAGUAUCCUGCAGAAACACUAACAAAAUCCACUGGUCAGCCACAACGUGUCUUUGGCACAACUGAAGCUACAGUAGAAUUGACUUCCUCAUACCCCUUAAUCACCUCGCUAACUGAAAGCAUUCAUUCAAGUAUAUUACCUACCUCAGUAGGUUCUACACAAGUUAUUUUACCAACUGAAAGAGAGUUGCAUUUAACUGAUUCAGUCAUGCAGCCAUAUGUAUCAGGAACUUCUGUUUUGCAGUCUGCUGUCCCGACUAGAACAACAUCGGACUGGAUUUUUGGCACCAGAAUUCUCCCGUCCUCUUCUUUAGCAGUGACUAAAAAAGAAGCAUUUUCUUCAUUUUCCACACAAAAGGCAGUUACUGGUCUGAAAUACACAUGGCAGGCCUUGUUUACUGAAUCACUUGAUUCAAGUCAAACACUUGAAACAGCUACAGCUUCACCAGAAUCUAAGUCAACCUCUUCAUCGGUUUUGUUACCAGAAACAACAGGAAUUCCCAUGGUGAUGGGGAGUGGGCCAUUCACAUCAACGGGCAAAGGUGGUACAGAGAAAACUGCAGUAUUGCCUAAGCAAGUCACUCUUUCAACCACUACCUACAGUCCCACAUUUCUAGCAAGUACGGUGUUGUCGGCUAUGGCCCGUUCAUCCGCUGCAGCUUCAGCCUCUUCGAUGAUAAGCAGCACUGGGCAAAAUAUUAGUAUUGGGUCAGCAACUUCAGGUAAAGUAGAAGCAGUAAUGGAAUCCAUCACAAGCUCUGUGAAGCCCACCUAUUUUUCUGUUUCUUCAGAAGCAAAAGGAGCCAUGCCCCUCGAUACAGUAAAAUCUGAAGAGCCAGAAUUAACAUCAGAAGUCCAAACCAUCCAUUCUCAAGGUGUUAGCGUUACCCCAGAAACACGUCAGACAUUUUACUCUCCGUAUUUCACAAACACAACUGCAGUUCCUUCUAAUGUAAGUGUUUCAGGACUGUCCACUACAUAUUCAUCCUCUGAACCAAAACUUUUUUCUUCUAUAGCUGCAUCAUCGGUCAGUACUACUCAAACUUCAAAACUUGAAAUAUCAUCUGAGGUGCAAACGCCUUCUGUGAGUUCACUGCUAGCGAUAGCUGACCAUCCAAAUGACACAUCAGUUUCCUCAUUUGCCUAUUUAUCUACUAAACCACUUUAUGGCUUGACUACAACAUUUUCUGAUGGACUGGCAACAGCUGAAGCCAUGUCAGGAGUCACAGCAUCAGCUUUUAUGCUGCCUAGAGAAACAGCAACUCUUCAAACUUGUACACCAAUCACAGAGAAUGAGUGCAUAAAACAUAUUUGCUUGGAUGGACAACUGAUCCAAGUUAAUAAGUCGCAAAACUGCCCAUACAAUGCAACUCAACCCAGCUGUGGAGUUCUAGGAUUUGCUACACAAGUGAAUGGUGACAAAUGCUGCCCAAAGUGGGAAUGUGCAUGUCGUUGCACAAUUUUCUCUGAUCUGAGCGUUGUAACCUAUGAUGGAAAUCAUUUGGCUUUAUUCAAAGAAGCAUCCUAUGUUGUUAGUCAAACUCGAGAUGAAACUAUAACCAUCGAUGUCCUUGACUGUAGAAUGAGUAAUUCAAAUUCAACUUCUUUGUGCCUGGCAACGUUGAAUUUGACCUAUGUAUCAAACCAAAUUAUUAUCAAUCGUUUAAGUAGAAAAAUAACAAUAAAUUCGAGAUUUGCUUGGCCUACUGUUAGAAAAUAUGGGUACAAAGUUGAGGAUUCAGGCUUCAAGUACGCAGUUGAGACCCCAACAAAAAUCAGAAUUCAGUGGUUUCACAACACAGGCGUGAUGAUUGUUGAGUUUAAUAGUACCGGAGAACCAAGAGCUUUGGGACUAUGUGGUUUUUGUGAUAGAAGCUUGGAAAAUGACCUGAUGCUACCCAACAGGACAAUUUUAAGCAAAAGUGAUGCUCCAUCGACUUUUAUAGACAGCUGGCAAGUGCCAGACACGUUAAAGUAUGUUGGAGAAGACAGGCAUCAGGAAACUAAUUGCUCAGUCAUGGACUGCUCAGAGUGCUUAAGACUGGUGUUGAACCAGACCUUCAGCAGCUGUCAUCCUUAUGUUCCUCCUGAGCUGUUCUGUAAUAUAUGGGUUCAAGACACUGAGUACAUUCAAAAUCCAUGCAUUUCGCUAGCUGCCUAUGUGGCAAUGUGCAACAAAUUUAAUAUUUGUAUUGAAUGGAGGAGCUCUGAUUACUGCCCCUUCCCCUGCUCUGAAAACUUCUCCUAUCAGGCUUGUAUAGCUGCCUGCGAGGUUGCUGAUAGUUGUCAGAAUAAUGAGGUUGCUUCUCUGGACUCAGACUCCUGCUCAGUGUUGACGGAAGGCUGCGUCUGUGCUGGAGGGACCAUCCUUCACCGAGCCCAUAAUGCUGUCUGUAUUCCUGAAGAAAAAUGUGCUUGUACAGACAGCUCAGGAGCACCGCGUGCAGUAGGUGAGGUCUGGAAAGCUUCAUUGAGUGGAUGCUGUAUGCAAAAAUGUGUUGACAGUGAGACCAUUAUUCCAGUGGAGUACAACUGUUCUGAUAUCCACAAUUCAGACUGUCAGCGAUUUGCCGAAGUGGCCUUGCUUGUUCCUGGUGAUCAGACAUGUUGUCCUCAGAAGAUCUGCAUUUGUAAUCAGAGCCUCUGUGAACCCCUAAUCCCUGAGUGUAAUGGCUUGGAAAAACUGGUCACUUACUACAGUGAAGAAUCCUGUUGUCCAAACUACGUUUGUGAAUGUGAUCCAGCAAAAUGUGAACCAAUGGAGCAGAUGCCAAGCUGUCAAGCUGAUCAAACACUAAUUGCUGCGCGGGUGGAGAGUACCUGCUGCAUUUCCUAUAUAUGUGCAUGCGGGGCUUGCUCUGAUCAAAUACCAAAAUGUCAAGAAGGAGAAGUUCUUAUUGUGGAUAGCAACACUACAGACAGGUGUUGCCCUGCAUACCAGUGUAUUUGUGAAAUACAUCGUUGUCCUGAAUUCAAAUGUAUGCUAGGCAUGUCUUUGGUGGAGUUAUGGAGCCCAGAGAAGUGCUGCCCCUUUCGGACAUGUGAAUGUGCAUGUGAAACAAUCCCCAAACCUCAGUGCAAACUGGGGCAGAAACUUCAUAUAGAUGAAGAGUUCCAGAACAGCACAGAAAAUAUCUGUAACUGUGUUAAGCACAAAUGUGUGAGAGACAAAGUUUGCCUGAGUAAUGAGAGAGGAGUGCUGCUUCCUGGACAGACAAUUGUGGAACACAGUGCAGAUGGCAUUUGCCAUAUUUCUUCUUGUACAAAUGUGAUUGAUCCCUCCACUAAAUACUACCGAAUAAACAUGUCUUCAAUAGACUGUGCUGUCAAGUGCAAAGCUAACCAAGUCUAUCAGCCUCCAAAAGAUUUAACAACUUGCUGUGGUAGCUGUAAGAACUUGUCUUGUCUCCACACUUUCAGUAAUGGCACAGUUUCCAAUUUUAAGCCUGGUACUGUUUGGAUUUCAAACUGCAUCAGAUACGAAUGCAUUAACACAGCAAUAGGGCCAGUUCUGGUUUCCUCUUCAGUUGGCUGCCCACCUUUUAAUGAAACUGAAUGUGUGAAGGUUGGAGGCUAUGUUGUACCAUUCUUAGAAGGAUGCUGCAAAACAUGUAAGGAAGAUGGAAAAUUCUGUAAAAAGGUGACUGUUAGGAUGACUAUCCGCAAGAACGACUGCAGGAGUAACACACCAGUGAACAUUGUUUCGUGCGAUGGGAAGUGCCCGUCUGCAAGCAUUUACAACUACAACAUCAACACAUACGCAAGAUUCUGCAAAUGCUGCAGGGAGCUCGGACUACAGAGGCGAAUUGUGCAAUUGUAUUGCACUAGUAAUUCAACCUGGGUCAGCUAUUCAAUCCAAGAGCCUACAGAUUGUUCUUGCCAAUGGUCUUAAAAAAAAAACACGUAGUUGCAGAGAAAACAGCAAGCCCAGCUGUUCCCAGCAUAAGAUAAUUUGAAUAGUUUAUCUAUUAAAAAUACAAUACCCAAUGCACUGAAUUUUCCCAGUUUAAGGCUAAAAGAUAACAAAAAUAUUUUUGGACUCUUCUAAAUUUCUAAAGAAUGGCUUUGCAUCAUUUCUAUUGUGAUUUGUCUUCAUUUCACAGGGAUUGUUUUAAGGGUUCUUGAGAUAUGUGCCAACUUAAAAUGUGAAGUGAUUUACAUUAGAGACACCUCAAGAGAAAGCACACCAUCUGUUUUGUUCUGGAAGGCUGGCCCACUCUUUGUCAGGCACCCACUCCUGUUUCAAAUCACUGAUGGGCUUACCUGGCAGCAGUUCACUAUUUUGAAUGCAUUGCAAUUGUGCAAAUACAUUCAGUGUCUAUUAAGAAAAAUUGUUUGGACAAUAUGAGAAGAAUUUUCAGUUUAAAUCAUAUUCCUAUUGCAAAGUAGAGCAUGUAUGAGAAAUUCAAUGAAAGAUUUCUUUUUUUAAUCAGGGUAACAUUGUCA